This is a messenger RNA of Leguminivora glycinivorella, 867 nucleotides long. It is a transcript of the gene E(spl)malpha, whose product is annotated as enhancer of split malpha protein-like. The transcript has a single exon. Gene Ontology annotation, biological process: sensory organ development; Notch signaling pathway. The record is from RefSeq and is a predicted model, not a curated record. Lineage: Eukaryota; Metazoa; Arthropoda; Insecta; Lepidoptera; Tortricidae. Bases 40 to 516 code for a protein of 158 amino acids.
UGCGACACACGCUCUACCUUGCUAUCCCAAACUCUCAACAUGUCUUACUACGCCAACAACGAAUACAUCAUCGCUACUAACAACUCGAUCAACGAGAACAAAUACAACAGCGAAAAGAUGAAGAACAGCGGCAUCAAAGCUCUUCUCAAGCCGCUAAUGAAGAUCAUUAAGAAGACAACAAAGCGCAGCGUUCCCGCCAAAACCGUCGAGACCAGUUUCGAAGCCGACGAGAACGCCAGCAAUGAAGCAUUGGAGCGCAAGAUCUACGAAGAGAUGGAGACUUGCCAGCCCGGCGCAGCCUUCCUGGUGUACAACGAGGAGUCCUGUGACCUCGUGCCCGUCGCCCGCGACGAUUUCUACAUCCCAGUCCACUUCGCCCGCACAGAAGCCGGCACCUUCUUCUGGACCACAGUCACCAAGACCGAAGCUGACUUCGCAGCGGCGCACUGCUACACCGAGUGCCAGACUCCCGAGCAGCAGCACCCAGUCUUCCAAGACCGCUGGGUGCAAGCCUAAACAACCCAACACUCGACAAUCAGUGUCUUCCGUGAAACCAGUGCUGCCGGUUUCUGCAAUCGUCUGUGAUGUUAGCUUUAAUCUCAAAGGUGCCAUAUAGGGUUAGGACAUAGAGUUCGGAUAACUCGUGAUAACUCCGAAAGCUUUAAUGUAUUUUCGAAUCGUGAUGUGAUAUUUUGAAAAUAUUGUAUAACUUAGUAGGUUAAGUGUAGGGUUAUUGAAAUUGUGAUCUUCCUUUACUGAGCUUUAAUUUAGGGUGAUAGGUAAUUUAUUUUGUACGUGAAGGUUAAUUUUAUAUGACAAUGGUUCAAUGUAAUGACAAUGAGAAAAAAUACACACAAGUUAAAUGAA